Molecule: messenger RNA, 242 nt
Organism: Onychostruthus taczanowskii (white-rumped snowfinch)
Lineage: Eukaryota; Metazoa; Chordata; Aves; Passeriformes; Passeridae
Product: UPF0739 protein C1orf74 homolog
Exons: 1
Source: RefSeq, a predicted model, not a curated record
GCGGCCCGGGAGGCGCAGGGGCCGGGCCGGAGGCGGCGGCUGCCCGCGGCCCGAGCGCUGCACGCUGCCGGCGAGGUGCUGGCCGUGGCGGCCGGGCUGAAACCGGCGCUGCUGUGGGACUGCGGGCCCGCGGGCCCGGCCGAGCUGCGGCGGUACCUGGGCAGGCUGCGGGAGGCCGGGCUGGCCGCGGGCCGCCUGCACGUGCUGGCCAUGGGCGGCUCGGCGCUGGUGCUGCGGCCGGG